ACAAAGGGAGAGAGACCAGAGAGGGACAAGGUUGGUCACACUAUAGAAUCCAGGGGCAGAAGGCCACAGAGAAGAAUUACAGGCGGUAUGAGCAACCCUGUAGGAAUCAAACUCAGCCAGACACAAUGAAACAGACCUUGUCCAGCCAGUGUCUGAGCACUAACAUGAACAUCCAGCCUCAUUUGCAUACCUCUUGGAAUGGAGAACUCACUGCCUGCAGAGCUGCCACCCCCCCCCCCGCCCCCAACCCACCCCCCCUCUGCUCUUCGGUGAGCUCCUUCUCAAGGCAGCUGCUUCUGUCCUCUGUCCUUCAGCACCUGAUAACAGGGCUGGAGCCCCUGGAGCAAUGGCUCUCCAGUGAGCUGAGUACAGCCUGCCUGGCCCGUGCUAGGCAUCUGCCCCUUCCAAUCAGCCACACUUUCAGCUCCGCCCACAUGACUGUUCUUCAAAGGGAAGUCCAAACCCAUAUCCUAGAAUGCAGCCAGCGCUCUGGUAAAGCCCCCUAACUUCCAACACUCCCUGAACAGAGCCUUGAGACUUCCAGCACUCCCUGCAGCCACCAACCCACAUAAGGAGUUGUCUGGCAGAAGCCCCAUCUGCCACAACAAAGAGGGGCUAAUUUAUUCACAUUCUCCUCCUGCCAACGCCUCCUCAGUGACACAGGCGCUCGCACAGGCAAGCAUGUCCCCAAACGGCUGUGGGACGGUCAUACCACCUCUGAUUCCAGGACCUUCAAUGGGUUCCAGGGGGAACGCUUCGUCAACGCGUUUCACUUUUCUUCAAGUCAAGUCAUAAAUUUUAAAUGAGACCUCAUCGCUCCCUUUCAAACCUAAAUGAAUAAACCAGUAAAUUACAUUUCCUGCAUGCUCCCUGCGAGCCUCCCGCUCCCGCUCUUUCAAUAACUACAAUUAAGAAGGGCUGUCUGGGGGAGGCUGCCUCUGCCAGGGCUUUCCCGGCAGGAAAUGCCAUUUCUUUUACAAAAGAGUCCUUCUGCUUUCGGUGUUAAAGGGACCUUACCCAAUGCAUGUAGGUAUCUAUAAAUUUGCAUGCUGCACAACUCAUUCUGGUGCGCAGAUCCAUGUUGGACGGAUGCAAACCUUUGGCAUACAGUUGGGAAGUCACCAUUGGAACCAGGGCAGUUCUGUGACCUUGGACGAUUUCCUCAGGCUGUGGGGUGUCAGUAAUCUUCUUUUAAUUUGAAUAUAUCUGGCAUUAAAUUUGCGUUCUUAUCCAUAACAGUUCUGCACAGUUAACAACCACCAUGAAUAGUUACAUUGUUGUUGGCUGCUUACAGCAGGUAACUCCUCCCUUUCCAGCAAUAUUAUCAGAUGCCAGCAGGGGGCGCUGCUCAAGCUCAAUGGUGGGGGAGGUAUGCUCUCUUUUUGGUUCUCCAGAACAAACGGCUUAACUUCUCAAUCUUAACACUAUGCUGCCUUUACCCAGGAGGGCUCUUCUGUACCCUCACACCAGCCCUGAAAGGUAAGUGUUCUAACUCCCAUUUUAUAUGAGAAAGUAAAGCUUAGAAAGGCAAAAGACCUGGAGGAACUGGGACUCAAAUUCAUGCCAUGGUUUUAUAACAUCCAAUACUAUGUUAAAACCAUUGUUAUCUUGGUGGCUCCAUCCCAAGAAGGGUUCCCAGGCAGAGUGGUUUGCUGGGAGGCCUCACAGCUCACAGGGUACAGUCACACGGUCAUGACCUACGUCAAGAGGACACAGAGCAAACUCAACAGAGAGGAAUGUCAGGGAGCAGAGCCAGGCACCAAACCAGCUCCUGGGAAAAUGACACAGGGCACAGCCAUGUCCAGAGACACAACGGUGAAGUGCUGUCUAAUGGAGAAGCUCACGGGAGGUCAGGGCUUUAGCAGGGGCUAAUCACACAGGUAUUGAAUUCUGAACCUACGCCUCAGAUUCCUAGAUGGUUGGAUAAGUAGCCCCUAACACUCAUGUGCUGGAGGCUGAGUUCACAGGCUAUGUGACUGUGGGGUGACAGUCUCUUCAGGAAGCAGAGCCCAGCAAGAGGUCUUUAGGUCACCAGAGGUGUGAUCUCAGAGGGGACAGUAGGGUUCUGGUAGCUUCUCUCUUCCACUUGCUGGCCUGGGGGGUGAGUUGUGUGCUCCACCACACACACCUGACAGGUUGUGCUGUUCUUGCCAGGGGGCUGAAAGAGAACAUGGGGCUGUAUGUAGAUUCUGACCCGGAUCCCUCAGAACCAUGAGCCAAAGCAGGGCCACUCUGUCACGUUCACUGCAGGUAUUGCUCCGUGAUGAAAUGUGGACACAGGUGUGGACCACAUUCCGCAGUGUAGGAAGUGCCCACCCCCACUUCUGGGAAUGGCUUCCAGAAGUCCGGGUCCCCGGAAGCCAGCCACAGGCCAACCUUGCCAGUUGAUCAUUCUGAAGUGACAGUCUCAGGCCAGUUACUUAGGCUUUGCUCUGCACAGGGAGAGAACACUCCACACAUCACUUCCCAGUGAGGCCCACCAGUGACAGCCCAUAACCCUUGCAGGACAGACAGCUCCAGUCCUCACAGUGCUCUAGUGUGACCGCAGGCUGCGCAGGGACCAGAGGCAGGAUAGCUGGUAUGAUGGGUGUGGUCAAGGAAACCCACUUAGGGUUCUGUGUAUGCUGUGUACCCAGUGCUAAGCUUUAGUCCCAGCUCUAGCUUUUUUUUUUUUUUUCCCUUCGAGACAGGGUUUCUCUGUGUAGACCAGGCUGGCCUCGAACUCAGAAAUCUGCCUGCCUCUGCCUCCCAAGUGCUGGGAUUAAAGGCGUGCGCCACCACUGCCGGGCCCAGCUAUGAUUUCUUCAGAUUGGGUACAGGUGCCCAUCCUCCUCAGAACCUGAGUCAGUCCUUGGCUGGCUGGCUCUGUGGACUUGGUCUGUGGCAAGACAGAGUCUUCAUAGUAGAAGGGUAGAGUACAAGAAAGCUGUUCACCUAAUGGCUGUUAGGAGGUAGAGGGAAGAUGAAAGGUGGCUCCUGGGACAAGACUUCCCCCACCAGGGCAUGGCUGCCCACUUACAUUCUCUAGUUAAGCCCUACCUCCUGAAGACUCCACCACUCCCAACAGUGCCAUAGCUGGGGAUUAAAGCUUUAACACACAAGUCUUCCAGCCAUGGCAUCCCCCCUGCCUGCCCUCCACAGGCAGAUGUAAGGAACACUUGAAGAGCCCUUGCAAUCUGCCACGCUGUCCUAAGGAGGGACCCAGGGACACAGCAGCUCAUGUUACCUAGACCAGGCCUUCCCAUUGUGCUUGCUUGAAGCCCUCUGCUGACCUCUGCUGACACAGCCUAUCUGGUGAUGCCAGAGGCCAUGACCCUUAACCAUCAGAAUCACCAUCACUCGGAGAAACUGCAGUGGCUCAACGUCCUGCAGGCUGGAGAUGGAUGACAGCCAUCUUCAAAGAUCCCAGGACCUAGCAUCUCACCUUAGUGUUAUCAGGGCUGUCAUCAUGCUAGAAGGAGCAGGUUUUCCUUCCAGUCUACCUUUUACUGGAAUAAAGUGGCUUUCCUGGAAGGCCAGCUCUCGGCCAGUCCAGUCUUUUUUUUUGUUUUUGUUUUUUUUGUUUUUGUUUUUUUUGUUUUUGUUUUUUUUGUUUUUGUUUGUUUUGUUUGUUUUGUUUUUGAGACAGGGUUUCUUUGUGUAGCCCUGGCUGUCCCGGAGUUCACUCUGUAGACCAGGCUGGCCUCGAACUCAGAGAUCUGCCUGCCUCUGCCUCCCAAGUGCUAGGAUUAAAGGCGUGCGACACCACCGCCUGGCCCAGUCCAGUCUUCUAAAUGGAUCAUUUUCAUCUUUCUAACUCUGUCCUAUUCAGUGCUUGCUCCCUUCUGCUCACACUCAGCCCAGGAAAUUCACAAUGGUACAACCCCAUCCAUCCCAGGGCAAGACACCAGGUCACGGUCACUCAGGUCAGAGUGGUCCUAAUGACCUAGCACCACUGGGUAGGCAAAAUCAUACCAGGGAGACUCAGCUGCCUGGGAGUCUAAGUGCUGUCCACUGGUGCUUAGGUGGGUUAUGAACCAUUGUCUGCUUGGAAAGAGAACACUGCCCUAUACCUCUGGGAUGCGGGAACAUAAUGAUGGUGUCUGUGUUAGCUCUAUGGGUCUGCACAGAUCAAAGGAUCUGUAUUAUUGUUCCUGCAUGUAGUGAUCUGUCUCCCUACCCCUUUCAUUAAAUGGGCCCUCAGUGGCUCAAAUGAAAGAUCGUCCCACAUGCCUCAGAGAUUUCAGUUAAUAGUGCCAAAGUCACCCCCCAGGAGACUCUCUGCUUGUAUUAAGACACACAAAAGCAAAGACUUUAAUGAUCAACGUGCCAAGCAGGCUUGAUAAUUUAUGCUCAUAAUCACGGGCUGGAUGUGGAAGGAGCUCUGGUUUAAUCCCACUGCCUGCAGCCUGUGACUCAAAUCCCCUCCCUCCGCAUUCAUGAAAGGCUUUGGAACACGAGGCCCCUUUCUUUGUCCCUCUCACAGAGUGGCAUUCGCUGCCUCUCCUGGUUACCUGGUAACACGUACCUCAGGCUUCUAAAUAGAGCGGGAAUUCCAACCAAGGUGAAUUUCCUAAGACUCUCAGAGAAGCUGCUGGGGCUCAAAGGCCUGAGACUGGGGGAUGACAGCGAUCUGCCAAGAGUCAGGAAAACUGACCUGCAGCCCUGCCUCAGCUGGGGUCAGCCGUGCAGCUCCAGGAAAUCCCCUUGGGUGUGCCUCAAUGUUCCCUUCUAUUAAGGCAGUGGUUCUCAACCUGUGGGUUGAAACCCAUUUGGGGAUCAAAUGAACCUUUCACAGGCGUCGCCUAAAACCGUUGGAAAACACAGAUAUUUACAUUACGAUUCAUAACAGUAGCACAAUUACAGUUAUGAAGUAGCGACAAAAUAAUUUUAUGACUGGGGGUCACUACCACAUAAAGAACUAUAUUAAAGGGUCGCAGCGUUAGGAAGGUCUAGGAACUCUGCCUUAAGAUGGGUAAGAUCCCCUCCCUCUCGUGGCUGCAAAAAUCAAGGACAACAAUAGGUACAAAGGCGAUGUCUAACAAUAAAAUAUUCACACACAGGCCCUCCGGGUACAAAGAUCAAAGGGCGCUCUAAUAUUAGGUAGUGGGCAGCUCUGAGCAAAGGCUUCUGGGAAGGGCAGUUUGCCACCACUGUCCCAGGGAAGCAUCACAGAGGCACUGUCACCACUCGGAAGGAGAUAAUCAAUAAUGAACCAUCACUCCAUUAAAGUGGAGGUGCCUGGGAGGAGCUGAGGAGUGACUGUCACCAACACUCAAGUAAAACUGUCUGUUUCCCUUCAAACAGGGUCCCCUGGGGCUUUGUUAAAAGUGCUCCCGCUGUGUCUUUUGAAUUAAAGAUAGCUUUAGGGCAGCCCAGAAUGAGGUGCAUCUAGUGUAGGAAAAACAGUCCCCUGUGCACGGGUGCCCAUACCUCCCUGAGACACAAGGACAAGGACCACACAAGCUUGUGAAGACAAGAGGUGACAGGGAGACAUCAUCAGGUCUGAGAGUCUGGGUCUACAGAUCAAACUGGGGAGAAUAGGAGCUCAUGGGAAGCCGUCAUAAACAAGCUUCCGAGGAACGGAGCAGCCCCAGGACCGCAGCAUCCACAGUACCGCGCACAGUCGUCCUUCAGCAAGAUGCUUGCUGCCAGCACAAGAAGGAGAUUCUGGGAAUCAGUGACCAUCGCAGGGCCCUCUGUGCCAGGCACCAGCUGGAAUCCGCAAGAAUCAGAGACGGGAAAGCUGCUGGGCUUCGGCUGGGACAAGAGGGACCCUGUCAACCAGGGACUGACACCCAUCCCAGAACCAGGCAGAUAAAUAUCACCUGUGACAACCCAGUGGACCGGGAGGUCUUCCUCCAUUACUCCCUCAUUCCAUCACUCUGCAUCAUUUUGGUCUUGUCUUUCCUCCAAAGACGAGAGCAUCGGAGACAAAGAGAUGACACCUCCUACCUCCUGGGGAACCACUUUGGAAUCAUCGUGCCUCUGGACUUCGUGGGGACUUUUAGUAACCGAUGGUCCUAUGGAGCUGCCUUUGGGGCCACAGCCAAUAAGGUCAUGUUCUUGUUCUCAGAAGGCUACCAGCCCCUGACGGUUCCUCAGUGGGCCCAAGCCUUUGUGCUUUUCAUCGGAGGCAUGGAGGUCGGCCUCUCCUACUUCCCUUUCUUUGCCUGCCUGUCCUCAGAGUUCCAGCUGGUCAGCUCCAUCCUGGGCUUCAGCUACUCCCUGACCUGGUUUGUGGUUACUGUUCUUCAGAUCUCACAGUGUCCCCAUGGGCAGUUUCUGGGGAGGUUCGAGACCCUCGUUUUCUACUGGCCCUCACUGUUGUGCCUGGGUUUCCUGCUGGGUCGUUUCCUGCACAUGUUCCUUAAGGCUCUGCCUGUCCACCUGGGCCUGGAGCCGCAGACAGAAGAAAAGUCGAUGCUGGAAGCCCACCAGGCAAAGCACGUGAAGCAGCUCUUGAGCAAGCCCCGCCCACAAGAAGGCGAAAAGUCUUGGUUUCAAACCAGGGUGUAUGAGUGGGACCCCUGCUUCCAGUUUCCCAGCAGGAUGGUCGGGACCCUGCUGCUGGCGUUCAUCUGCCUCUACCUUUUCAUCGUCAUUGAGUUUUGUGUGUUUCUGCACGUGAGAGACAAGCUGGACAUGUUUGAAGACAAACUGGAGAGCUACCUCACCCAUAUGAACGAGACGGGGACCUUGACCCCAAUCAUCUUACAGGUGAAAGAACUGAUCAGCGUUACUAAAGGAGUCUGGGUGGUGACCAUUUUGCCUGCCGCCCUCACAUGUGUCACCUAUCUCUUCCACAUUCUAGCCUGUUACAGAAAGCAUAUGAAGAGGCUAUGGGCUGGAGACAAACACUUCCUCCCUCAGAAGUUCCACAGUCCCUCUUCAGCAGCAAGUGUGGUGGCCAUUGCAAGGUACUCUGGCUGGCAGAUAGCCUACAUCCUCUGGGGCUACCUCAUCAUCCAUGUGGUUCAGAGCCUCUGUGGGGUGAUGCUCAUGUACGGCCUGGUGCUGCCCAUCAUCCACCACCGAGGCCUGGAGAUGCUGCAAGGAUUUGGCCUUGGGGUCCUCACCCUGUCCAUAGUCGUGGGCCUUAUAAUCCUACAAGUGUGGAUUGCUGGCACGUUCUUCCUGCAGCCAAAGCUGGGCACAUCCGACAAGCAGAAGCCCCUGGCUCUCAACAACAGGAGAGCCUUCCACAACUUCAACUACUUCCUGUUUUUCUACAACGUGCUGCUGGGCCUGGGGGCCUGCCUCUCCAGGCUGCUCAUCAGCUGCCUCCUGGGCACUUGGCUGAUCGCACGCAUCGACAGGACCAUCAUGCAGAGUGGCUAUGAGGGUGCAGACAUGGGCUUUGGUGCGUGGAUUGGUAUGCUCUUUGUGGAUCACUACCACACCAACCCUGUGUUGGUCAGCUUUUGCCACAUUCUGAUCACAAGCCACAAGGACAGGAAGCUGCAGAAGACUGUGAAAUACUGGUGCCUGAACCAGUCAGCAGGUCCCCGCUUCUCGGCCAGAGCCAGAACGAGGUGGUUCCUGCUGCAGACGCUGAUCAACAAUCCCAGGCUUGUCAUGCUCAGAAAAUCAAAAUCAGGUCAUAGUUCGGGCGAGUUCACACAGAUUCUGUUGACCUGCUCAGACUGCUGAUUGGGCCGCCAACUUCUGCUCCAAGGCCAGGCCAUCCCCUCUCACAAGGACCUCAGCUUACCUAGCAGCCAUUCCCUACAAUGGCACAGGACAACAUGGGCACUGUUCCUGCACAUGAUAGACGGCACUGACCACUUGUGGGGUGGCCAUAUAGACCAAUGGUUUAAGCCUAGCAUGAUCUCAGUCCCUUGGCACAAAAGAAAAACAAUAUAAAAAGCAAUGUCUGUGGAGCAAAUUUUGCCCAUCAGUGACCUCCACUAUUUGUGGGAAGGCCUCCAUGGGGUCAUCUAUUAAGAAGCAUGAAAUAGAGGCUGGAUAAAUGAGACGGCUCAGGGGCUGAGUGCAUUAGAUUUCACUUGCAGAGGACUCAAGUUUGGUUCCUAGCCUCUACACUGGGCAGCUCACAAGUGUCUGUAACUCUAGGGAUCUGACCUGUUUCCAGCCUAUUCAGGCACCUGCACAAAUGUGGCAGACACAUAUACAUAUAAGUAAAAACAAUUUUUUAAAAAUGAAUCUUUAAAGUAAUUUUAAAAAAGUAGUAUGAAGUGAACUUUCUGCCCUAUGACCUACUGGGAAUGGAAUCAGAGAUGAUAUAGGACUUCCUCCUAAAGAUAGUCUGAGUCUAUCUGUGGGAUCACCUACGAAAGCCAAGCAGAGGUGGAAUGGGCCUGCAUUCCAGGUGGAGUGCAGCAACACUGAUACAGGGUGAGCAGGAGACCCCAGGCAUUUUGAUGAUGGUGUUCAUGCAGCAUGUUGGAUACAAUGCUGAAAGAAGAUGAGGCUUACUCAAGAGACACAAGUGUCAGGCUGGGAGGUGUGGACAUUGUCCUUAUGUAAAGCCAGUACUACCCGAAUUUUCAUACUCAAAAUGGCCAGGACAGAUACAGUCUGACCAUUGAAAGUCUCUCCUGAGCCUGAGCAAGUGCCGUGAGGACCCAAAGUCUCCGAGUGCUUGCACCUGGUUGCUAUGUACACUUGGUCCUGUUGGCGCAUGCGUCAGAGUUGUCUCUUUUAGCUGAAUCUUUACAACAGCCCUUUGACAAUUUGUUUUGAGAAAAUGAAGAGCCAUCUCCCCACUCCCCACACAACACUCGUCACUUUCCAGCUCUGUGGUCAAACAACUUUUUCUUUCUCUAUUCACAGAUAUUUAUAUCUGCAAAAGGGGGCCAACAUCCCAACUCCAUGUAUCAGCUUGAGAAUAAAAUUAUUAAAAGCACUUAGACACUUUUAAGCUUGUGCCUGACACUCUAAACACUCAAAAGCAGACUCGGUUUUGAUUGUCUCUAUGGUUUGAGUGUAAACAAUGUCUCCCACAGGCCCAGGUACCUGUAAAGACCUUGGUCCCUAGGAUGGCACCAUGCAGAGGGAUGGCACCUUUGGGGCUGGUGCCUAGUAGGAGGUCCUUAAGUCACUGGAGGCAUGUCCUUGAAGGAGAUCAUGGGACUCUAGUCUUUCUGUUUCUUAACUGAUAGGAUGACUAUUUUUGCUUACUAGACAUCCCUACCCCACAUGACAUGGUGCCUCAUUAGAAGCCAAAAUCAAUGGGACAUUCCUUCUUAGACUGUGGCCUCCAAAACCAUGAACUCAAAUAAAUUUUUGCUCUCCAUACA
Mus musculus (house mouse) is the source of this 9242-nucleotide messenger RNA. RefSeq names its product STRA6-like (gene Stra6l). Gene Ontology annotation, molecular function: signaling receptor activity; retinol transmembrane transporter activity. The coding region runs from base 5530 to 7632 and encodes 700 amino acids. The record is from RefSeq and is a predicted model, not a curated record. Gene Ontology annotation, cellular component: plasma membrane. NCBI's taxonomy places the organism in Eukaryota, Metazoa, Chordata, Mammalia, Rodentia, Muridae. The transcript has 20 exons.